Dunckerocampus dactyliophorus (ringed pipefish) is the source of this 2314-nucleotide messenger RNA. RefSeq names its product corepressor interacting with RBPJ 1. The transcript is spliced from 4 exons. NCBI's taxonomy places the organism in Eukaryota, Metazoa, Chordata, Actinopteri, Syngnathiformes, Syngnathidae. The coding region runs from base 86 to 391 and encodes 101 amino acids. The record is from RefSeq and is a predicted model, not a curated record.
AGUGAGGUGCGGUCUGUGUGUCUGUUAUUUCUUCCGAGGAGUUUUCUGCUGUUUGCGUCGUUGUUUGCUGGAUCACGCUGACAGGAUGUCCUUCGAUCUCACUUCAGCCCUGGGCUGCGAGGACGAGGUGACGAAGACCGAGGCAAACAAGGAUGAAUUUAGCUGGCCUUGGAGUAAGAAAAAGGAAGGCAGGAAGGCUGACAGCAAAGACAAAUGUGAUGGCAAGGAGAAAUGUGGCGGCAAAGACAAAUCUGGGAGCAAAGACAAACAUGGCGACCAUCCAAAAGAUGGAAAAAAGAAAAAGCACCACAAGGAUGGAAAUAAAUCGGGCACUUCCUCAUCUUCCUCUUCCUCCUCCUCCUCCUCCUCCUCGAGCAGUGAUGAGAACUGAUGCUUCCUGAGGGACCAAUCUGCUAAUCUGCUGCACUUGGCUGUGUGUGUGUGUGUGUGUGUGUGUGUGUGUGCGUGUGCGUGUCGAUGCAACCUUCCUUUUAUCCUGUUGCCAGUAACGCUAUGUUGAGGCGUGAACACAUGUAAUCAUUCGAAACAGUCAAUGAUGUGACUCCAAGCAGCAUACAGUAGGUAAGGUGUGUUGUCACCACAAGAUGGCACUGUUUCCUUCCUCCCUUUUUAUUCAUAGCUAAAGAGAUGUUGGCAUUUUUUGGUUUCGCAAAGAUUUAUGAAAUAAAACAAUUUAUUAAUUAAAUAAAAUCAUUAAUUCAUUCAGUUGCACUUAUGGUCAUCUCCAGGAAGCAGUAAUAAUAUACAUAUACCAGCCACAAUAUUAGGCACACUUGCACAGGUUGAUUUACAAAGAUAUAGUCAUCAUUUUUAGUUUUGAGUGAUAGUCAGAGGGGAAUUACAGUACGUAAUUUACUAUUUAAGCCGCACCCACCACAUUUAGAGGAAAAAUAUAUAUUUGUACUUAUAUAAGCCACUUCACGACCAGUCCAGGGUGUACCCCGCCUGUCGCCCUAUUGGCAGCUGGGAUAGGCUCCAGCAUACCCCCACCACCCCGAUGAGGAGAAGCGGUAUAGAAAAUGGAUGGAUGGAUAAGCCGCACCAGUCUAUAAGCUGCACACGACCACAUCAUAAAAUUGCAUAUUGUGGCACACACGAGUCUGUGGGGACCAGACAGCUCUUUGAUAGGAACCAAUCAUGAGCUAAGAAAAAACCCAGUCAGCCUGACUCACGGUGUCAUCUUACAAAGAACACGAAACUCAUCACACAGCAACUUAGCACUCAAAAGGUAUACAAACAUGUACCAAUGCAAGUUUAAAAAUGGGAUAAAAAACAAAACUAUUUAAAUUUUUUCCCAUAAUGCAUUGCAUCUGCGCAAAGCAUUUCAUUGGAGGACUUAACAUAGAAAAUGGAAGGAUGGCGCUGCAAUGCCGCCUCUGUCCACCAGAAGGAGCGAGAGGAGCUGAGAGGGAGGCUGACAUAAUUGCAGUGCUGUUGCCAUUUUGAGUGCAACCCUUUGUGGCACCUAACCUGUUUUUUUUUUAAUUGGCCGGCGACACAUUUUAAACAAAACAGCAAAAAAAAUUAGUAAUUAUUAUCUAAUUUACAUUACAUUGGUUUUUAACUUUUUAGCAAAAUUAAUAAUAUUAAAAUGACCUACGCGUCCUUUGAUUUCUUUUUUUUUUUUUUUUUUAAGUAUGCGGCCCAUGGUGGAAAUCACCCGUGAACUAGAGAAUCUUUGACUUGUGUUUUUGCAGUGGGUCCUUUAAAAUCUGCAGAGCACUCCUGUCAUAUAAUCUUUAACCAGCCUUAACAUCUUGCCUUUGUUUUAAUUUAUCAUUACAGCACAUUAGUCAUUUUGUGACUUAAAAAAAUGUACGAUAUGGCAGAGUCUUGCAUUAGCAUAAUACAAAAAUAAGAAUUACAGCGAAGGGAGAUGUCCUUAGCUUUCUGCAAAUGUGACCCACCGAACAAUUUAGUUGAAUAGCCCUGGCAACAAUUCCUUUUCUCACAUUCUCAGAGAGUUCUUUGCCAUGAAGUGCCAUGUUGAACUUCCAAUGACCAGCAUUAGACGGUGUUAGAGCGAUAACACCAAAUUUAACGCGCCUGCUCCCCAUUCACACCUGAGACGGCUAAUAAAAUGGCUAAUUGGGCCAAUUUGGACAUUUUCACUUAAGGGUGCACUCAUGGUUUUUUUUCCAUUAGACAUUAAUGGCUGUGUGUUGUUAUUUUGAGGAGACAGUAAAUUUACAGUUAUUCAAGCUGUGCACAGACUACUUUAAAUUGUAUCAACGUUUCAUUUCUUCAGUGCUGUCCCAUGGAAAUAUAUAAUAAAAUAUUUGCUGAAAUGUGA